AUGAAGUUUGAGAACCCCGUUGCUGCCUUUCUAGAGAGCCGAAAUCCGGCUCGUGCGAGUCUCAAACGGAACCGCACCUUCGUUGAUUUCUCAGCACUGAAUUCCGAAGCGGAAACACCUGUGGCGGAUGUGGGGGCGAGCGACCAUGAUGUAACAAGCUUGGUCGGUGCUGCCGAAGAGGAGGAUUGGACGAAUGUUGCCACUGUUUCAUCGAGUCCCGUGAAGGUCCUCUUGCUUCCUGAUGAUGGGGAGGAAGAGGAGGAAGAGCUGCGGCUUCUUCUUGGUGACAGGGGCAAGGUUUUUGUCCGCCCUAAAGACCCACCAGUUCGACAAGAAAGUUCGACCGAUGUCACGUCGGAGGAAAAUGAUGUGGCCAAUGUUUCUGCCGAUGUGGACGACAAGGUGAAACAGAACCAGGUGUCACUGGGCGAUGUCCUAUGGGAAAAGCUUUCCAAUGCCGACCGAGAAGAGUUGGCCGAACGGUUCGAGCGACAUUUUCUUUGGGAACUUUCCAAAGAUGUGGAACUGGCAUGUACUUACCAGCCCUUUUUCACAAGCAAGACGAUGCGUUUGAUCCAGGACGGGGUGCAGUCAUCUCAGUUCCUUCCACCAAAAAUAUUGAGUCGUGAAACAACGAAUUCCCCUGACGGGUACGUGCUACGUCCAUACCAGUUCGAUGGAGUCCAAUUUUUGGUAAAUCGUUUUCAUAGUGGAAUGCCCAGCGUUCUUGGUGAUGACAUGGGUCUGGGGAAAACGGCACAAGUUUCGGCGUUCCUCAACGGUUUAAAGACACUUUACAACGUUGGUGGCCCUCACCUAAUUGUGGUGCCCCUUAACACCGUCACAGGUUGGGCGCGGGAGUUGUCCCGAUGGGCACCUACGCUACAUGUGGUGAGUUACAACGGUGACGGCAAAGAACGAGCGAUGCUCCGCGGUGGAAGGGGUAGUAAGCGCGGCGUUUUUGUUACUACUCCCGCGAUUUUACGUAGAGAUCGAGGUUUCUUUUGUAAGCGGUCGUGGGUGGUUGCCGUUGUGGAUGAGGCACACAUGCUGAAGGAAAGCACGGCGACAAUCUCUCAUGUGGCUCGGAGGAUCACAGCGUGCUUCCGGUUAGCCAUGACGGGCACACCGAUUCAAAAUUCUGUGAAGGAGGUGUGGAGUAUAAUGAUGUUCCUUUAUCCCUCAUUUUGCGCCCUCUACGAGAGGAACGGUGGUGAUACCAUUUCGGCCGCAAACAACUGUGCAAAGCUUCUGCAACACGUUAUGCUGCGGCGAACGAAGUCUACCACCGAUCUUGGCAUCCCCCCGCGUGUGGACGAACCAGUCAUUAUGGUGGAACCUACGAGAAUACAACGGGCGCUGCUGUUGAGAAUGACGGAACGGGCUCUCAGGGAGGAUGGUGGUGUAUUCCAGAACCAUUUGGCACAUCAACGAGUGAUUUGCAGUCACCCACUUGCGCUCCGUCUGCUAACCAUGGAGGGGCGGGACUCUCUUACUAGAGUGGAGGACCGACUGUCGGCAUGUGGUAUUUCGCUAGAUGAGAGAUCGAUCAUAGCACCAAGCGGGAAGAUGAUAGAGCUUGAUCGUAUGUUGCGUGAAUUCCAUAUGAACGGUCACCGGUGUCUUAUUUUCUCGAACUUCACAUGUGUCCUGGACCUUUUGCAAGGGCUUUGCAUCCUGCGUGACUACAGUCAUGAGCGUAUAGAUGGCAGUGCACAGCGAGUAGAGCGUGAGCUCUCGAUGGCGCGUUUCAACGGACCGGCAUCCAAAGUGUUUGUGUUCCUUAUUUCCACAAUGUCAGGGGGAGUUGGGAUAACUCUUACUGGCGCUGAUAUCGUUAUUCUCUUUGACGCUAACUUCAAUCCGCAAAUGGACAGACAGGCUGCCGACAGGGCGCACCGCAUUGGGCAAACGCGCACCGUCCGCGUGUUUCGUCUUUGUUGCAAAGAGACAGUUGAGGAGCGUAUUCAAGACAUCGCCUUGCGGAGGCUCUCCUUAGGCGAGUUUGUCGUAGAUGGCGCUGCAGUGGGUGAUGAUAAUUCAGCUACAGAAAUACCGGGUAGUUACAUUCAACAACUUUUUUCGACAUCAACAAGCGGUGAGAACAGGGAAGAACACUGGAGUGUCGGGUCGAAGGAUCACCGCGACGGACUAACUGAAGAACAGCAGGGGAUGAAAAAAGAUGACCCCGUUGUUAUCGAUUCCGGUGCAGGUGAGGGUGUGGAGAGUGCUCAAGUUCCUUUCGUUUCCCCCCAAGAUCAGAGCAACGCCGAGGACGAUGCGAUAGUUGAUGAUAUUUUGCGCAUGGAGGCGGGAGGAGCAUCAACUAUGCUUUCGGCAAAGCCCAUCGGUCGCGUUGCUCGGGUGACAAUUGGUGUCACCCAUGAGUGCUUUGUGUGCGGGGAGGGGAUGCGGCCAUUACAACCUCUUUUCCAUUGUUCUUGGUGCACGAAAGCCUAUCAUGCAGAGUGUGCUAACGAGCGCGUCCUACCGGAGGGUGUUUCGGCCCCGCGGAAUUGGACGUGCCCACGUCACAGAUGCGACCUUUGCGAAAAGGUUGCGACAACAGAUGGGGCGCUAUUUAUGUGUUAUGAGUGCCCAGCAGCGUUUUGUUUCGAUUGCCUUGACAAGGACUACCUUGAUCUUGACAACGAUGGAGUCAAUUUUCUUCACAUCCACCGGAACUAUCCUGGAAUGGAGACGGAAGGAAUGGAUGUGCGACGCAAUGUGUACUACAUCCGGUGCUUCCGCUGCAGUGGGGUUCUUUCCUCCUCGUCCACGUCGGUUAGCGGAAGCACGGAAGAGGACACAACCAGCAUUGACGGCAGUUUCAGUGAAUCUCACUAG
Trypanosoma brucei brucei TREU927 is the source of this 2847-nucleotide messenger RNA. RefSeq names its product transcription activator, putative. The transcript has a single exon. The record is from RefSeq and is a predicted model, not a curated record. NCBI's taxonomy places the organism in Eukaryota, Euglenozoa, Kinetoplastea, Trypanosomatida, Trypanosomatidae. Gene Ontology annotation, cellular component: nucleus. Gene Ontology annotation, molecular function: ATP-dependent chromatin remodeler activity; ATP binding; DNA binding. The coding region runs from base 1 to 2847 and encodes 948 amino acids.